UCAACCUUUUAACCGGAUCACAUUCAUUUUCAGCCACAUAUUGUUAUAAAUAGUUUGAAUCUCCUUACGCGUUUUUCACUGCUUUCGCCUAACAUUCGUUUCUUUAACUAAAAAAUGCCAUUAAUUUCUUUACUUAAAGAAAAGUUUGCAACUGCACCGAUACAAGAUCGAGAAUCUGUCGUUUCGAAUUUGGCAUCUGCUAAUACAGAAGAUGCGAAGUACUACAAGGGUCUCAUUAUACUUCAAAAAUUAUAUGAUGAAGUCAUGAUACAAGAAGAACCAUCAAAAGUCAGAGAGGGAACCGACACCGAAAUUGCUCUUUUAAACGAGAUGCAAAGCCAUCUAAACACAAUCACAAUCAGAGAUAAAAGAUUUAGAGAACUUAAUACUCGAUUUCACCUUUUAAUUUAUCCUUUUGAGGCUACCAAGACAAUUGAAUUUAUUAAAAAUGGGCUGCGCUUGGACUUGGUGACACAGAAGCAGGAGCAACAGCAAGCCAAAAAGGAAGAUUUACCGGUGAAGGCCACCAAAUCUGUUCUUGACAACAACUUAAUUGAUGGCAAAAAUUUAUUAAGAGAAAGCAUUGAAAACUUCAAAUGUAAUGGUGAUAUCGAUAUUGACGUAUUAGCUUUUCCGGUUAUUAAGGAUAUCAUGGCGGAGCAAGAUCCAAUGGCUGCUGAUACAGAAAUUGCCCUUUUAAAGAAUUUGUUUAUGCACCCGACAGAGGAUAUUUUUGGAAAUGAUAUUCUAGACAGAUUGGUCCGACUUUGGAAGCUGCAAAACACCGAGAAUUAUCAAAAAGCUAAUGAAUGGGAAUUGGAAAACUUACCAUUUAACAACUUUACCUUGUCUCAGUUAAAUUUUCUGAUCGAAUGCGCAUCAGAUAUUGUUCUCUUGGUACCAAAUUUCGUACAGGCAUAUAUUGAAAAGUUGAUACCUGUACAAUAUUACAGUAAAUACUCUUGCGGAGAAUCCAUUACAUAUUGGGAUGACGAUGAAAAUAUUUUGCACCAAUAUUUAUGCCACCUGGAAGAAUUCAGUCAAAAGCUAUCUGAUAUUUAUUUUUAUUUUAAAACUGCCGUUAAGUUUUACCUACUGCGUGUUGAUAUUAUAAGAAAUGAUUUUAAAGAAACCAGCUUAAUCCAAUUUCUGACAGGAGCAUCUACCAAAGCUAUUGUAGCAUCACCCAUUCCUUCAAGACUUCAGAAUUCCUUUAUUUCCAACAAGACAUAUGGAGAUUCUAGUAGCAAUAACGAGGCCCCCAAUGUUCAACUUGAUAUCCCUCUUUUAUCGUAUCAUGAUAUCACCGAAGAAGACAAACUCUUGGUCAUUAAAGAGUAUCUCAUGGGAUUGAUCACCCAAGAAAAGCUUACGGUGUCAAUCGAGUCUCUUGGAGCCUAUAUGGAUUAUCACAACGUUUUAAAGCCACUUUAUUUGGAGCUUAUGUUAAAACUUUCCCCCAAAACACAAGAUUCCUGGAGUAUUGCUUUGGGUGCCGAAAAAUAUGAAAAUUUGGUGACCGAGUCAUUUGUCAGUUUUGCGCCUUCAACAUUAAAUGCAUCGAUUAAAAGAAAGCCUGAAGAUACUAUCAAUCUUGUUGUCAGAACAAAAAAUGUGCAGCACAUCUCGAUACGUGUAUUUCAAAUUAACAUGGAAAACUAUUCUCGUCUACACAUGGAUGGUACAGAAAAGACGAUUGCUGAUAAAAAUAACAACAUUGACUUAGAUGGUCUAUGCCCUACUUGGGAAAAGGAUAUAUAUCUUAAUUCAGGGCCAGCUAUUAGAGUGAAGACAAGCAAUUUCGUAUUCGGUGAGGAGGGUUUUGGUCCCAACGUUUUCAAGGGUCGUGGUCUCUGGGUCAUUGAGUUCGUCGGAAAUAAAAAUCAAUGUAGAGCUAUUAUUCAAAAGGGCUACUUAAGACAUGUAAUCCAGGAGUCUACUGCUGGCCACGUUGUUAAAAUUUUAGAUGAGCGCGGUGGAUCAAUCGUGAACCCUAAAAUUUGGUGUGGUAAUCAAUACUAUCAGGCGGACCAGUUUAAUAAUAUCGUAAUUCCGUAUCUGGCAUCUGAAGAUGACAUAAAGGCGAAAAAAAUACUUUUGAUAUCAGAAUCGGAUGAAUUCUGCGAGCCUGUUAGUUUUUAUCAUUUAGCAGAAAAGUAUCAACUAAAUGCUGAUUUCUAUGUUAAUCCAGAAAUGAUCUCAUUUAACAAGAAAGCCACUGUUGUUGUUAAUCCAAGAUUGACAGUAAAUGGUGUCUCAGCUCCACUCUCAUUAUUGGAAGAUACGUCUUUAUGUGUUGAGUGCACCAAUGUAGAUGGUGUAAAAAACAGCACCUCUUAUCAAAUGUUUAACCAAACAAGUGAUUCAAUUUACUUUACUUUUAUGGUUCCCGAACGAUUAACAACACUUAAUUUUAUCUUGAGUACGAAGAUUAAAUCGUUAAACAAUCAAGCACAAUCAAUGAAUGUCCAACACAAUAUUACUUAUAGCACGCCUUUAAACAAAAGCGGAGUACCUGCAAGCGUUCAUUUAAAGAAAGAAAUUGACGACAACUAUUUUAUCUAUGCCUUUGGAACUAAUGGCGAACCUAAGAACGACUAUGAAAUCUCCAUCAAAUUAAAGCAUGCAUUUAUACAAUACCGACAAGUCGAAGUUACUCUGAAAUCUAAUGCAGAAGGAUACGUUAACUUAGGAAAAUUAGCAAACAUUCAAUGGAUCGAGUAUUCUAACACUCAAGGAGCCUAUAAGCAAUGGACUAUAAAUAAUGACAAACAAGGUCUUUUACCUCCGGCGAUUUGUGUAUCAGCAGAUACACCCUUCAAUGUUGCUUUCCUUACCGCUUCAACUUCUGACUCGCUUUACUCCUUGUAUAAAAUUGGUGUUAGAGAAACGUUGGUUGAGAACAUGUCAGCUUUUAUUAAAAGAAACGACAAUCACAUUUCAAUCUCUAAAUUACCCGAAGGUGAAUAUAUGCUUUAUCUUGGUUCAAAUGUGGAAGGCCGGAAGCAAAUCAAAUGCUCUGUAAUUUUCAGCCAAAUUGAUUUCAACGCCAACAAUACUGCUUCGAACGAAAACAACAUCAAUGAUUAUGUUUGGCGCAAUUGGAUUAUCGGUAAAAAUACCUAUGCCAAACAAAACGGUAUCGUGUUACAAAAAGCUUUGAAAAUAUCAGAUAUACAUGCAGAUGAUGACAACAAGACCGUUAUAAUCCAGUUGCAAAAUUGGUCAUCAAAAGCAUUUGUUGUGGUGACCACUAGCACUUUUGUUCCUACUAGCUCAGAAUGCUUAACAGUUCUUAUGAACAACCGCUCUUUAGAAAGACCAUUUGUUCACGAUAACAACGUUACUUCUAGAUCAUUAUUUCUGAAUGAUAAGCAACUUGGCGAAGAGUAUCAAUAUGUCUUAAAUCGUGCAAGAUCUGAGAAAUGGGCCGGUAGUAAUUUGACUAAACCAAGUUUAUUAAUGCAUCCAAAAAAAAACGCAUCAACAGUAUCUACAUCAAGAAUUCUGGAAUCUGUAAUAACAAAAAGUGAUAAUCUUGCCAAGUUUAGCUUCAGCAAGAGGAAACAAGGUGUUCAUUUUGAUGGCUUACGGUGCGGUGGAAAUCAGACAAUGUUUAAUUCUAAUGAAUCAAGUUUAUCAUUUUUAAAUCACAGUUCGCCUGUGCUUGUUCUCCCCAUACCAAACGAUGGAAAAAUAACUAUCGCUCGUGAUGCUCUUGGUUUUGGCGGUGACUUUUUGCAAGCUAUUGCUAUAUCAGGAGACCAGGUAGUUUCAAGAACUGUAGUUCUUUCCCGUAUGCCCGACUCUCCACUAUUUCAGUACAAUGAUCUUCGUCAAAAGAUAAGCAGCAACAAAGCUCUGAUCCGUUCUAAAGUUGUUAAAACCCUUCAACCGGACGAAAAGCUAUCUAUCAGUACAGACGAAUUUGAGACUAUUGAUAGUUUUGAAAAACUGUGUGACACAAUUAAGAAUAUCUCUUUUGUGAGUGAAUUCAGCAAAGAAUACGAAUUCCUUCAAAGCUGGACUAAAUUUGAUGGAGAGCAAAAACUUAAAUCAUAUGAAGAAAGGGUAUGCCACGAGCUGAAUAUAUGGCUGAAACAUAAAGACCCUAUUUUCUUCAAAGAUUAUGUAAAACCCGCGAUCAAGUGCAAAGUUCAAAAAUCUUUUGUGGAUCUUUAUCUUAUAGACGGGGAUCUCUCGGAAUAUAGUAGUGACAUUUGCAAGUUUGAAGAAUUAAGCGUUGCUGAAAAGGCUAUACUUGCCACAACUCAGUCUACAGAGGUUUUGAAAACUAUUUUAAGAUCGUUUAAAGAAAGCUUUGAUGAAAAAAUGGUGGAUACUCGGUCUGAUACAAUCUUCGACUCAAUUAUUUCUGGUAGUUUACUCAACAUUUCGGCCGAUGCAAUCGAUGAAACUUCAAGUAGUACAUAUUCUGUCAUGCCAAUGUCUUUUGCAUGUGGUUCGUCACCCAUACCACCGUCAUAUUCACCGACAUUAGCAUCAUAUUCACCCUCAUCACCAGCGUAUUCACCCUCAUCACCGGAAUAUUCACUCAAUUCUUUUGGAUCCCCCUCAAAUCUUAGAGCUAGAGGUAAUACAGCUUUGUCUGGCCAGAUGUCUGAACGUGUUUUAUCAGCCGGACAAAAUGAAGGCCCUCUUGAUGAUAAUGACGAAGAGUUCCAAGCAGCUGCCAAAGAAUUACGAGAGAAAGCAAAACAACUUCAAAGCAAAGUUGUUUAUGAAUUUACUGAACAAACAAGUGAAUGGAUUGAAACUGACUAUUACAAUCGGCAAGAUAGUAUUACAAUCAAACAAUUCUGGAUCGACUACCUUGAACACCAUUUACAUUGUAGAGAAGAGCAAGAAAAAUUGUUUUUGACCCAGAAUUUUGUGUAUUGUAUCAGCAAUAUGACUGAAAUAUUCUAUGUUCUAAGUUUAAUGGACCUUCCCUUCCGAUCCGAAGUAAAUUGGACAAAAAAAAAUACAACAAGUAAUGAAGAUAAAAGCAGCAACAACGAAAUUCAGAUUUCUAUUGAGGCAUCGCCCGAUCACGCGUUAAUGGUCUUUUAUCGAACUCUAAUCGAAAGUAAAAUGUCAUUUUCAUCUACAAGUGGAAAUAGCGAUAACAACUUGAUGCUAGGACAAGAAUUAUUCGUAUUCGAUGAAAGCACACCCAUUUAUUCUGAAGAAUGUAUCAAAGUUAAUCCUCUGACAACUUCGCUGAACUCGUUAAUCGAGUAUGGAAGCCAUGUUAUUAUCAGCAACGCUUCAAGUAAGACUUUAACCUGCCAAGUCACAGUUCAAAUACCCACCGGCGCUGUACCUUGCAAAACAACCCCUUAUUGUAAAUCCAAAACAAUCUCUAUCGAUGCUUAUUCAACUUGGCAUGAAGUUACAGGUACUUUUUAUUUCCCAUCUGCAGGAGAAUUCACCAUUGUUCCUGUUACUGUGUCCUCACUAUCCGGAGACAGGCUUCUCGGGAAAAUUGAAGCAAUUGAUGUAACCGUCACAGCAAAAAAUUCCGACAAUGUUGAUAAUCACGACUAUACUAAUCAGCCACAGUCUUUAUCGUCAUGGUCAGUACUUGCCAGCGCUGGAUCAAACGCAAGUGUAGUAUCAUUUCUCGAAGUUUAUAAAAAGUUGGAUCGAAUUGACUUUGGCUUGAUUGAAUGGAGAAUGAAAGAAAAGUCCUUUGCUCGUCAAGUAUUUAAUGUUUUGUCUCAACAGCGUCAUUUCUUUUCUGCGCAGCUUUGGAAGUAUGGUGUAUAUCACCAAUUCGAUGAUAUAAUUCGAGACUUAUUGCACUUCAACAGUAGUAGCUUGUUGAGCAAUGUAGGACAGACUUUUGAAUCUCCCUUAAUAUGCAGAAAACGAGAGGACCAUACUCAAGUUUUUGAUUAUUAUCCACUACUUAAUGCCCGUGCUCAUCCAUUAAACCCCUCCUCACAUGAAAUAUUGAACAAGCAAUUCUACAAGCAGUAUGAUACUUUUCUCACAUAUCUGAGUCAGCAAACAAAUCAGCCCUCUAAUACCGAUCUUAUCAUAUUAACAACUUACUUUAUAUUGCAAGAUCGUAUUGGUGAUGCACAAUCUACAUUUAGCCGUAUUAAAUUUGAUGGUAAUAGCAUAGAUUGUCAGGUUCAAUUUGACUAUAUCAAUGCUUAUUUGAAGACCCGAAUCCCUGUAACUGAUCAAAUGGAGCUCCAGAUUCAAGAUCUUAAUUCAGUGAAGGAAAUUGCCAGCAAGUACAAAACUUUUGGUAGCCUGAAAUGGAGAAAGUUAUUUGCUGAGUUACACGAGUUUGUAUGUGAAGUAGAGCAAGGAGAUUCCGAUAUUGUUGUAGGUUCGUCUCAAAGUACAAGAAGAAUUCAAUCAAAACCUGUACUUGAAUUCGAAAUUGAUCAGCGUCAGCAGGAGCUAGUAUUGCAAUUUGCCAAUUUAAAACGUAUUGAAAUCAAUUAUUACGAAAUGAAUAUUGAGGCCAUGUUCUCUACUAACCCAUUUAUGAAUGAUCGUAUGACAUCUUCGCUGACCAGUGCCAACUUUACCUGGGUCAAGCCCAGCUUAACAUCGCAAGUUGAUUUACCUGAAAAAUCUGCAGCUGCAACCGAAAACAACGAAGAUAAUGAUUAUAAUAUGAUUGGUGUUGGUCAAGUCAACUCUGUCCAAACAUUAAAUGUUCCAAUUCCAGGCGGCAACAAAAAUGUAUUUGUGGAAAUCUCAAGCGUGGGUACACAAAGCGUUAUAAAGAGAUGCCAAGCUUAUUUUUCACACAAACUUUAUGUGCAUAUCGCUGAGUCUUUUGGUAUUGUCCGUGUUUUAAGUGGAGAAACAAAGCGUCCUUUAGCUGGUGUCUAUGUUAAAACGUAUGCAAGAUUGAAACAAAAUCAAAAGGUACACUUCUGGAAAGACGGCUACACUGGACUCAAUGGUGUAUUUGAUUACAUCAGUGUGACAGAAGGCAAUGCUUUAAUGGGAGGAAGCGAGGCAAAUCUUAAGGAUUUAAUGUAUAAUGAAAUCGACAAAUUGAGUAUUUUGAUUAUGAGUGCCGACGAAGGUGCUGUAGUAAAAGAAGUGUACCCCCCAUUGAAUUGAUAUUUCAAAUAAAGUUCCUUUUUUUACGGUCUAUUUAUUUCGUUUAAGUACGAUGCAGGACAUUAACUCCGAGAUUAUAGCCCUCUGAUUGUUUUUAUCACGUUUCAU
This is a messenger RNA of Mucor mucedo, 7206 nucleotides long. RefSeq lists its product as uncharacterized. Bases 115 to 7098 code for a protein of 2327 amino acids. The transcript is spliced from 9 exons. Gene Ontology annotation, molecular function: DNA binding. Gene Ontology annotation, biological process: transcription by RNA polymerase II. The record is from RefSeq and is a predicted model, not a curated record. NCBI's taxonomy places the organism in Eukaryota, Fungi, Mucoromycota, Mucoromycetes, Mucorales, Mucoraceae.